This is a messenger RNA of Lottia gigantea (owl limpet), 972 nucleotides long. RefSeq lists its product as hypothetical. The record is from RefSeq and is a predicted model, not a curated record. Gene Ontology annotation, cellular component: nucleolus; Mpp10 complex; small-subunit processome. Gene Ontology annotation, molecular function: rRNA primary transcript binding; snoRNA binding. Lineage: Eukaryota; Metazoa; Mollusca; Gastropoda; Lottiidae. Gene Ontology annotation, biological process: rRNA processing. The transcript has a single exon. Bases 66 to 944 code for a protein of 292 amino acids.
CGUGUUUACAUCUUUAUUAAAUUGUUGUGAUAUUUUUCAGUUAGUUUUCAACAAAAGUACCAACCAUGUUGCGAAGACAAGCUCGUCUUCGCCGUGAAUACGUUUAUAGAAAAACUCAAGAGAAUAAACUCAGGACAAUUCAAGAAAACAAGCAGGCAAUAAAAAAUUCUUUGGAUGAAAAUAAAAGAAUUCCAAGUCAUUUGUCUGAAAAAGCAAUUGACAUUCAAAAAACCAUAGGGUGGGACGAUGAAGGAGGCGAGGGAGCAACUACUAACGAAGAUGAUGAAUACAAAUGGGCUGGAGUAGAAGAUCCAAAAAUUAUUGUCACGACUGCUAGAGAUCCAAGUUCAAAAUUGAAAGAAUUUGCAAAAGAAAUGAAAUUGCUGUUUCCAAAUAGUCAAAGGAUAAAUCGUGGUCAUUAUGAUAUUAAACAACUUGUUGAAGCAUGUAGAGCCAACAGUGUAACAGAUCUUGUAAUCAUUUCUGAACACAGAGGAACACCAGUUGGGUUAAUUGUGUCACAUUUACCAUAUGGACCUACUGCCUAUUUCUCACUUUUCAAUGUGGUCAUGCGACAUGACAUACCAGAUGUUGGGACUAUGUCAGAGGCUUAUCCUCAUCUUAUUUUUCAGAACUUUUCUUCAAAGUUGGGAAACCGAGUGAAAAAUAUUUUGAAAUUCCUUUUUCCAGUGCCAAAAGAGGACAGUAAAAGAAUUAUGACAUUUAUGAAUGAUGAUGACUUUAUUUCAUUUAGGCAUCAUGUUUAUGAAAAGGGUGAGGGAAAAGAAAUAAAACUGAAGGAGGUUGGGCCAAGAAUGGAAAUGAAAAUUUAUCAAAUUAUCCAAGGAACUAUUGAAAACAAAUCUACUGCAGAUAUAGAAUGGGUACACAGACCUUACAUGAACACUGCUAAGAAAAGAAAAUUUUUAUCUGAUGAAGUGUAAAAUUGUAUUUAAUAAACUGUAAAUGUUU